This is a messenger RNA of Cinara cedri, 652 nucleotides long. Lineage: Eukaryota; Metazoa; Arthropoda; Insecta; Hemiptera; Aphididae. The record is from the annotation of a GenBank genome assembly.
AUGCAUUCGACCUGUUUAUACUGCCACAAUGUGACAUUCAAUACAUUAAACGGUAGAAAAUUAGCAUUGCAUAUACUCAAAAAUCACCAAUUUGCCAUUCUAGAAGUCGGAUCUUCUCAAGUGGUUACCGAAAGAUUAAAAUUGAAUUUGAAUUACUUAGAAAACGUUUUUUGUUCAAACCAAGAACAUUUGGAUUUUAAUGAUAAUCAUCGACUACGUAUAAAGGUUUGUAAAGUUAUAGAUGAGCCUAAAAUACUAUUAAAUAAGUGGAUAAUUCCUUGUGACAAAGAUAAAGUAAAGGAGGAAGAUGACGAACUUCCCCAAAUAAAGUAUAAAGUUGACGAACUUCCUCAAAUAAAAAUAAAACAAAUGAGAAUUGCACAUCAACAAAAUUUAUCUUUGAGUCAACCUGAAAAAAGGAAAAAUGUUUGUGAUAAAGAAGAGAUAUUUCCUCAAACAAUGAAAAAACAAAAAAUAACUGUACAUAAACAAGAUUUUUUAAAAAACAUUAUGCCAUCAAAUAAUGAUAUCUUGCAACAGAAUAAAAACCAGCUUGAAGAGAUGAGCACGUCCUGUGAUGAAGACGAAGUUAUGAAGAAUAUUCUUCAAAUGAUGACAAAGCAAAAAAGAAUUGCACAUAAACAAGAUUCUU